Molecule: messenger RNA, 1005 nt
Organism: Mugil cephalus (flathead mullet)
Lineage: Eukaryota; Metazoa; Chordata; Actinopteri; Mugiliformes; Mugilidae
Product: putative C-type lectin domain family 20 member A
Exons: 6
Coding region: 1-1005 (334 amino acids)
Source: RefSeq, a predicted model, not a curated record
AUGGAGAAACUUCUUCUGUUCAUCUCAGCUGCAGCAGGGCUGUGUGCUGUCUCCUCUAAUGCUGAACGUCGUUUCCACUUUGUUUAUGAACGGAAGAACUGGACUGAAGCUCUGAGUUACUGCAGAGAGAAAUACACUGACCUGGCAUAUAUACACGACAUGAACGACGUGAACGUCCUGAAGAGCACGGCAAAUACAAGCAAAAUGGACAACUCUGAGGAAUACAAAUACCGAGUAUGGAUCGGGUUGUACGAUGACGUGAACAGCUGGAGGUGGUCGAUGACGGACAAAGAUUUCCACAAAUGCAAUGAGACCAUGUUUAUAAAUUGGCGUGAUCUUGAACCAAACAACCUGCGUGGUAUUGAACAAUGUGUACAUGUGUAUACAGAUGGAAAAUGGAAUGAUGAAGAUUGUCACGUUUCCUUCAAAGCAAUCUGCUUUGACAACACAGGGCCAAAUGUGUCAUAUGUCUUAACCAACAAUGCCAUGACAUGGACUGAGGCCCAGAGCUACUGUAGAACACAUCACACUGACCUGGCCAGUGUGAGAAACAUGACAGAGAACCAGAGGGUAGCAGCAGUGGUACCUUCUGGAACUAAGGUCUGGAUCGGCCUCUUCAGAGACUCCUGGAAGUGGACAGAUGGACAUAACUUCUCAUUUAACUAUUGGAAAAAUAGCACGAACGAACCCAAUAAUUACUUCACAAAUGAGACAUGUGCAGCAGCAGACUUUUCAGAUGCUGGACAAUGGGAGGACUGGCCCUGUCAUUACAAGAGACCAUUCAUUUGCUACAGUGAUAAAACUCCCACCCACUUCCUCGUGGUGAAAGUGAAGCUGGUGAAACCCUCCUCUGUGGAUCUGAGUGACCCGGCCGUGAUGGAAGACCUGUUGCAACAGAUGAAACAGAGGCUGAAGGACCAGGGGCUGAAGGGAGACGUCAAACUGAGCUGGAGGAAGCAGUUGGAUGGAACGGUCUUCCACAAAGAAGAGGAGGGGACAAAGUAG